This is a messenger RNA of Drosophila erecta, 1062 nucleotides long. Its product is annotated as trypsin alpha-3. The transcript is spliced from 3 exons. Gene Ontology annotation, biological process: proteolysis. The coding region runs from base 47 to 946 and encodes 299 amino acids. The record is from RefSeq and is a predicted model, not a curated record. NCBI's taxonomy places the organism in Eukaryota, Metazoa, Arthropoda, Insecta, Diptera, Drosophilidae. Gene Ontology annotation, molecular function: serine-type endopeptidase activity.
GAUUCAGUGAGUUUCGUGCGCUCUGUUUCUUCUCACCUGAUUUGCGAUGACUGGGCGUUGUCUGCUCGGCUACAGCUACCUUCUGUUUUGGCUUCUCCACUCCUGCACGGCGGAGGAGCUCAGGAUACAGGAGAACCAUCAGCCGCGCAUCAUCAAUGGAAGCGUGGCCAGGGCAGACGAGACGCGUCACCUGGUAUCGAUCCGCCUCCUGCGGCACGACAACAACUUCGGAAGCGGCCACAUCUGCGGCGGGGCGCUAAUCGCGCCUAGAAAGGUCCUGACCGCAGCCCACUGCCUGUACAACAAUCAGAGAAAGCGCUUUCGGCGGGCCAGUGAGUUCGUCGUGGUUCUGGGCACGCUGAACCGCUUUGAGCACCACAAUGGUACCAUCGUGUCCCAAGUGAGCUCCAUGGCCUACAUGCACACCUUCAGUCCAGACAGCAUGCGCGACGACGUGGGGAUCCUCUUUCUACGCACCGGGCUCCCGAUGUCUUCGGGCGGUGUUCACCUAACUGUGGCUCCCAUCCAGCUGGCGGGGCAGGUCACGCCCCCCGGGAAGCUGUGCCAAGUGGCCGGCUGGGGUCGCACCGAGCAGAGUUCCCUGUCCAACAUUCUGCUGACGGCCAACGUAAGCACCAUCCGGCACCAGACUUGCCGCAUGAUCUACAGAUCCGGCCUCCUGCCUGGGAUGAUGUGCGCAGGUCGGUUGCAGGGCGGCACCGACUCCUGCCAAGGCGACUCCGGAGGUCCGCUGGUGCACGCUGGCCGUCUUGUGGGUGUGGUCUCCUGGGGCUACGGAUGCGCGGAGCCGGGACUGCCGGGUGUCUACGUGGACGUGGAGUACUACCGCCAAUGGAUAGAGGAACGCAGCGGGGCUCCCAACUCCAGGGUGGCUCCCGGACUACUCCUGCCCCUGCUGAUGUGGUGCUCGUUGUCGUGGCUAUGAGCCCCCUCCCUCGUAUUCGGGAUCCCUCGUAGUGCUUUAGUCUAUAUAGUAACUAUAUUCUAAGCUAAAUGUUCCUAAUACACAUACGUACAAUGUAACGAUAGCUCUAAAUCUGA